AUGCCAGACACUCUAGCGCCCCCGAAAAGACGGCAAAGGGCUGCAGAGUCCGAUUCUGAUGAUGAUGAAGCGUCCAACAGGGACCGGGAUGGGACCCCGUUAUCGCAUGCAUCCAACGGCAGCAAACGCGUUAAACUAACUACUGGAAGAGACGAUCAUGAAAGCGAAGCGAGCGAAGAGACUUCACUUGAGGAAGAUGACAGUGACGAAGACCGUAAGGAUGAGACUCUGGUAAUGGGGGGUUUGGGGGAUACUUUUGAAAAUGUGGCAUCCUCGAGUAAUGAGCGUCAUGGGGGUUCCAACAACCAGGGCAAGGGGAAUGCUGGGGCUGGGGGGAAAGGCCUUGAACACCUUCCUGGGUCAAUUGUGCGAGUAAAAUUAACAAACUUCGUGACUUAUACCUCUGCCGAAUGUCAUCCAGGGCCAAGACUAAACAUGGUGAUCGGGCCUAAUGGUACUGGAAAAAGCACCUUUGUUUGCGCUAUCUGCCUUGGACUAGGUUGGGGACCAGCAUAUCUCGGUCGAGCUAAGGAUGUAGCUGAAUUCGUGAAACAUGGCGCCGACGAAGCUAUCAUUGAGAUUGAGCUUAAAGCUAGAGAGGGUAUGAACCAAAACCCGAUCAUCUGCAGGACGAUUAAGCGCGAGGGCAAUAAAAGUACAUUCACGAUAAACGGACAGUCUGUUAGGCAGAACGUUGUGUUAUCGCUUGCAAAGUCGUUUUCAAUCCAAAUUGACAAUCUUUGCCAAUUUCUUCCUCAAGAUAAAGUCAGUGAAUUUGCUGCAUUAUCACCUGUUGAGUUGCUGCACUCCACUCAACGAGCUGCGGCUGGACCUGAGAUGGCGAAGUGGCAUGAUGACUUGAAAGAGCUACGGUCAGGGCAAAAAGAUAUCCUGGAAGAGAGUGCCAGCCAAAGAGAACAUUUGGCAAACCUAGAAAAGCGCCAACAAAUGCAACGUGAGGAUGUAGAACGAAUGAAGCAACGAGAGGAGGUUAAAAAACGCUUGAAAUUCCUGGAAAUGUUGAGACCUCUGCCUCGAUUCAACUCGUGCAGGAGAGAGUCCAGUGCGAUUUUGGAACAGAAACAGAGGUUGAUGCGAGAACAGGAGGAGUUGAAACAGAAAUUGGAACCGGCUUUAAGAGCAGUCAACUCAAAACGGGAUUACUAUACCCAAGUAGAAGCUGUGCUCAGACAGAAAAGACUCUCUUCUCAAAAUGGAGAAGAGGCUGCCGCCGCCAUCUCAGAAAAGCUGAUCCAGGUCGAUGACAAGAUAAAAGAUCUGAGCAAUCAGAUCAAUGCGGAAAAGAAAAGCGGCAGCAGCCAGCUAGAGGAGUGCAAGAAAAUUCAACAAAGUAUUAACAGACUCCAGCGUCAAAUGGAAGAAGAGGCCGUUGACUUUGAUGCUGCCGCGUAUAACGAGAAAAUACGUGACUGUGUCCGGCGCACACGUGAAAUCCAAGAUAAAGCAAUGGAGAUCCAAACCAGAAAGAAAACUACUAUACUCCAAGUGGAGACCCAUAGGAAACAAAUUGCAAACGCUGAGCAACGGUUGAUUGACUUGAAGUCUCAGUCUGGUCAACAAGAGGAGAAGCUGAAACGACUAUCUGAGCAUUCGUUUAGAGCCUGGGAGUGGAUAAAGCAAAAUCAAGACCGUUUUGAAAAGCAUGUUUUUGGCCCUCCAAUUGUGGAAUGCUCUGUCAAGGAUCCAAAGUAUGCCAGUGCUGCGGAAUCCCUUUUACAGAGAAAUGACUUCAUGGCGUUUACGACCCAAUCUCGCGCCGAUUUCAGGACCCUACAGCGUGCCCUAAACAACGAUCUGGGGCUACAUGAUAUAAGUAUAAAAACAUGUACUGUAUCGUUGUCCAGCAUGUCACCACCAGUAACUGAUGAAGAGCUUCGCUCGUUGAACUUCGAUGGCUGGGUGAAGGACUUUAUGGACGGCCCAGAGCCCGUUCUAGCCAUGUUGUGCAGUGAGAACAGGUUCCAUUCAACGGCUGUCACGUUAAGGGACAUUUCGGAUGAGGAAUACCGCAGGUUAGAGAAGGGUAAUAUCACCACAUGGAUUGCUGGAAACCAGAAUUAUCAGGUUAUCCGUCGACGUGAAUAUGGUCCAAGCGCAUCAACCACCAGGGUAAGGCAAUUAUGGCCUGCUAGGAUGUGGACUGACAAACCUGUCGAUUCGUCUUCUACUGAAAAGGAUCUGAUGAACUGCGUCACACAAUGGAAAGCAGAGCUGAGCGAGAUUCUUGCGUCUGGGGCGGAAGAAAGGGAUACACUGCAACGGCUUAAGGAAGAACGAGACGCAGUUCUCGGUGAAAAGACAACACUUGAAAAGGAAAAGGCAGAGAAGCAGUCCGCAUUGGUGAACUACCGAGCUCUCCCAACGAAACUUGCACAACAAAAGGAGAAACUGAAAACCUACAAUAUGCGAGUGGAGGGUAUCAGAGAUCGAGUUGAGUCAUUGAGAGAAAAGCAAGAUGAGCUUGCUGUCGAGAAAGCCGGAGUGGCCAUUGAGUACUCUGCUGCCGUGGUUUCUCUAAGUAACAUACUUGAGGAUGUGGCUCGUGUGGAGAUCCUCGCAAUAGAAGCGAUGUCCGAUUUGAACACAUUGCAAGAAAGGAACGCUGGAUAUACCAGGGAACUGAAUGAGAAAGCUGUAGCAGUCGAAGAGGUAAUAAGAAACCUGAAUGAAAUGCGAGAAAAGCUUCGGGCGAGCCAAGCGGAGGUCCGAGCCGUUGUUGCCCGCAUGCACUCAACACCUGGGCUUAAAGAGGUUGGCGAAGAGAUCAAGAACCACACCAUCGAACAGCUAGAAGCGGACAUCGACUCCGAGAAGGCCAGACUUGAACUGACGCACGAAGGAAGCAGCAAUGUCAUUCAAGAGUUCGAGGAACGAGAAGUCCGCAUUGAACAAUUGAGAGAACAGCUCAGCUCAUCAGAGGAAAGACUGGCUGCGAUUGAACAGUCUAUCAAGGAGAUACGAAGCGAAUGGGAGCCACGGCUGGACGCAAUCGUGGCCAAAAUCAGUGAUGCAUUUGCAGACAACUUCGCACGCAUUGGAUGUGCUGGACAGGUGUCCGUUGACAAGAACGAAGAUGUCGGGAAUGACAUAGGCCCGGGGAGUGAUUUUGACCAGUGGUCCAUCAGAAUACAGGUCAAAUUCCGGGAACACGAAGCCCUGUCUAUCCUUGACUCUCAUCGUCAGUCUGGUGGUGAGCGAGCAGUCAGCACAAUCUUCUACCUCAUGGCACUACAGUCACUCUCUGCCUCCCCGUUUAGAGUAGUCGACGAGAUCAACCAGGGCAUGGACCCUCGAAAUGAACGUAUGGUUCACGAGCGUAUGGUUGAUAUUGCCUGUGGACAAGCCGAUUCAGGUACCACCGGUGGCCAAUACUUCCUGAUUACACCGAAGCUGCUUGGUGGACUGGUAUACAAGCCCGGUAUGACGGUGCUAUGUAUUUUCAGCGGCGAGUUCAUGCCUGAUGAUUAUCAACAGCUGGACUUUAAACGGUGCGUGCUACGGAUGAAGCAAGUCAAGGCUCAGCAGGGUAUGUCUGAGAAAUCCCGUGGUAAAAGGGCAAUGGUAGGGUGA
Nannizzia gypsea CBS 118893 is the source of this 3591-nucleotide messenger RNA. RefSeq names its product chromosomes protein 5 structural maintenance. Gene Ontology annotation, molecular function: ATP hydrolysis activity; ATP binding. NCBI's taxonomy places the organism in Eukaryota, Fungi, Ascomycota, Eurotiomycetes, Onygenales, Arthrodermataceae. The record is from RefSeq and is a predicted model, not a curated record. Gene Ontology annotation, biological process: double-strand break repair via homologous recombination. The transcript has 6 exons. Gene Ontology annotation, cellular component: Smc5-Smc6 complex. Bases 1 to 3591 code for a protein of 1196 amino acids.